AUGUCCUCUUACGCAUGUACACAAGACUACCACGACUCCACACUCAUCAUACAGAGAUACACAGCCCUCCAAUCCAAGCCACAUUCUCCUCGUGAUAACCUCGGGUCUGAAAGCAAAUCCACCAAUGCUGCCGUCGCCCAUGCUCAAGCGAAUGCCGCUUUUAAAGAGGAUUUGAGUUUGUUAAACAAAACUCUCCUCUCCAUUGUCAAGGGUCAUUGCGUCUCGGCCCUACUUAUUCUGUGA
Exophiala mesophila is the source of this 243-nucleotide messenger RNA. RefSeq lists its product as uncharacterized. Lineage: Eukaryota; Fungi; Ascomycota; Eurotiomycetes; Chaetothyriales; Herpotrichiellaceae. The coding region runs from base 1 to 243 and encodes 80 amino acids. The transcript has a single exon. The record is from RefSeq and is a predicted model, not a curated record.